AUGGAAUUAGGUAAUUCAAUGGAUGAACCUGAUGAUGACGAUGAUGAUGAUGAUGAUGAUGCUGAAGAGGAAUUUCCACCAUUACCAUCUGAUAUUGAUAUACCAUCACACACAAAUACACCUGAUCCUUAUGAUAAUAGAUAUUAUACUGUUAACUAUUCUUAUUGUUCCUCUCCUCCGCUCCCUCCACCACCACCACCACCACAACUUCCACCAACAUCAACAGCUACAAUGACACGAAUAUAUGCUAAUGCUCGUACAAUUUCUUCUAUUCGAAGCCACGAUACUAUAAAUCAACCGACAAUAGGAUUUGCUACUCAACACAAGAAAAAAGCUCGAGCACCAAUUGCUUACCCAUUUGAAAGCGUUUAUGUUAAUAUGCCUAUAUCACCACCAUUACCAUCGCCACCAUCACCACCGCCGUCGACUCCACCAAAAAUACCUGUAAAUAUACCCGAUGAAGUUUUAUAUGCAACAUUGAUGAAUACAACAUCAUUAGUAACAUCACUUUGUUCGGAUACUGAAAUAAAUCAUGUUGAAUAUCAACAAGUUCAACAUAAAUCUGAUGACAAAGGUCAUAAACGAAUCUAUGAAAAUAUUAAAUCUCGUAGACCACCUCCUCCUCCAUGCUAUUCACAAACAAACACUUUACGAAGACGAAUGUCAUUAUGCCCAGUAAUUCCUGUUGAUGUUGACAUCUCAUUAGCACAACCAAAUAUAAACAAUAAUGAUAUAAUUAUAUCACCUGCAGAACAUACUUAUAUUAAUUUAGAAUGCAAUGAAGAUAUACCACCAAUAAUUCCAAAACGAACGUGUAAAUCAAUUGUAAAUACUGUUCAAAUAUCAUCAUCACCAUCACCACCUAUAGUACCACCAAGAAAAGAACAAAAACAGGAUGUUCGUUGUUCAUCUUCAAAUUUAACAACGACUCUUCUCGAAACGGAACAACAAGAUGAAGACAUAAAUGGUCUUGAGACUAGUUCAAAUGCUAGUACUGUUCAAACAGUAAAAGAACGUGAAAUAAAUAUAGGUUCUACUAAUGGUGAUAAAGGUGAUCAAUAUCGUACAAAAAUAUCUGCAACUACUGUAGAAAAUCGUCCCUCAUCUAUGAAUACACGUCAACGACGCACAUUACAUAGUAUUCGACGACGUCGUUUACGUGGUUCUAUAGCUGUACGUGGUAGUAUAAGAGGAUUGACAAAUCUUAGUACAAAUCGACAACAACAACCACAACAACAACAGCAACAACAACAACGUUCAAAUUUGAAUAUUACAGUUCGUCAUCCAAUGAUUACAAAUGAUCGAUGGCGACGUACACUACGUAAGCGACGACGGCAACGUGUCAUACAAAUGAAAUUAGAUGGAAAUGUAUCACAUCCAAGAAUGAAAUCAGUCAGACCUGUAUCUGAUCAUACUUAUAAUGAAAUAAAACAACCAAUUCUAUCAAAUAAUUUAAUACGUACUAAUGGACAUAAUGGAGCAGCGGGUGGUGUACUUGAACGUGCUAUGCAAUUUAAUGGAGCAUUAAGAGAUCGAGUUUUCUCAUGGUAUCGAGGAGCAAAUCAUAAUGAUCGUGAACAACAACAACAACAACAACCGCAACCGGAUCAACAACAAAUAGUAGAACCACAAGCUUUUUCAACAUCAGAUAAUGGAGAAUCAGAUCAAAAAGAUACACGUACAAAUGAAGAUGAAGAGGAAGAGGAAGAAGAAGAAGAAGGAGGAGAAGAAGAAGAAGAAUUUUUUACUCAUGAUACAUUUGAAGAUUUUCUUUUAAGACGCCGUCCAAAAUCAUCAACUUCUACUACUCCUAGUGGUAGUAGUACUGUUGUCUCACAUAUUGAUCCUAUUCCUCAACGAGUACCUGUUCGAACACCACCCAAACAAAAAAUUCAUGCUCCUCGUCCUCCACCACCUCCUCCACCUUUACCACCAACUCCACCACCCACUCGUCGUAUUCCUGGUUUAGCAUUAAGUUUAGAUAAAACAGACGUUGAUUUUAUUCAUAAUAUUCUUCAACGUACACGUGGUGAUCAUCGAGUAUGGAAUCGAAUAACCGCAUUGAAAGAAGCUUAUAUAAGAGCAACAAGUAAAAAACAUGAUUUACCGAAAAAACCCAAACCAAUUCAAACUCAAAUGGAUGAAAAGAAAAAAAAGAAAGCUAUGGCAAUGAAACAUUCCUUAGCAGCAACUAAAAUUCGUGCUGAACUUGAAAAAUAUGAUGAAUUACCAGCUAGUUCAGCAACGAUUAUUGACGAAGAUGAUUAUGAUGAAACAUGUUCAGCUAAUGAUCAUCAUAAGAUUAAUUAUCAUCCACAUCAUCGUUCAGUACCUUCUUUACUUCCUACACCUUCAACAACACAUCGAAUUGUAAAUUUUGUUACAUCAAUAAAACGACGUGCUCAAAAUAAUGUUCAACAAUUACAAAAAAAUCUUCAUGAUAUUCGUUCUCGUGUUCAUACAGAAUCAAUGGCAAUGUCUCCAAAUCAUAUUGGCCUAAGUCGUCAUACAUCAAUAACAUCUCGAAAAAAACAAAUAUUUAAAGAUAUGUCUAAUACACCUCGAAUGCAUCAAUCACGAAUGGACAUAACACCAAAUGAAAAUACAUUAGUUCGCCGUACAAACAGUCAUCGUUCAGCUACUUCAACAGAACAUUCGAAUGCCUUUCAUCGUCAUCAAUUACAUCGUACACAAUCUAAUGUAUCUCAAUUACCACAACAGCAGCAACAUACGCAUCGUCAACAGCGUCGUAUAACAAAUGAGAAAUCAGCAGUUGUCGUUGAUCGAUCAGCUAGUUUAACAAAUCGUCCACCUCCAUUCGAACGACGAUCAUCACGUCAAAUACAAAAUGGAAUGACUCCUCGUCAACAACGUGUAAAAAUAUCUAGUUAA
Molecule: messenger RNA, 2892 nt
Organism: Adineta steineri
Lineage: Eukaryota; Metazoa; Rotifera; Eurotatoria; Adinetida; Adinetidae
Source: the annotation of a GenBank genome assembly